GUAACGUGUGAUAGUCCGUUACAACAGUCUCCCUGAGCUGAACGAGGUAUUUUGAACGUUUGGGAAGACCAACUGAAACUGCGAGCCUGGUACCGUUGUCGAUUAUGUCUGAAUCAGUUCUAACAAGCGCUCGAUAUGGCAAAGACCUCAUUCGGGUCUUUCGUGUUGUUCGGGAUGGCGAAUUUCACCAAGUCGUGGAGUACAAUGUCAGGGUACUCCUGGAAGGCGAUAUCGAGACCAGCUACCUGGUUGCAGAUAACUCCGUCGUUGUCACAACCGACGCUAUAAAGAACAUCACAUAUUAUCUUGCCAAGAUUUCACCCCACAUCCUCAGUCCGGAACGGUUCGCAUUGCACCUCGGAACUCACAUAGUUUCCAAGUAUGCACACAUACACCGUGCAUUCAUCACCGUGGAGAAGUUGCGUUGGUCUCGCAUUGCAUUGAGUGCAAAUGACCACCCGCACCCGCAUUCGUUUGUUAGGGACGGGAACGACAGACAGACAGUCGAAGUCGAGGUCGAUGCCUCUGCUGGCAAGGACAAGCUCUCAGCUAAAGUAACUUCGGGACUUACCGAUCUCUUGGUGCUCAAGUCGGGUGGUUCUGCGUUCUAUGGAUUCGUUCGCGAUGAGUACACUACGCUGCAAGAAGUGGACGAUCGUAUUUUAUCAACCUCUGUGGACCUGACUUAUACCUUCGCGCCCUUAUCGCUCAGCUCUCCCACUGAUGACAAGAAACUCGAUUUCACUGUCCCUGAAGGCUUCGCCCUCGGUGACGUCUGGGACGCAGCUAAUGUUGCGACGCGGGUGAGAAAUGCAACGCUUGAUAUUUUUGCUCUUGAUGCCAGCGCUAGUGUGCAAGCAACGUUGUUUAAGAUGGGGCAACGCGUCAUCGCGGAGAACGCGGGUGUCGAGUCCGUCACUUACGAGCUCCCAAACAAGCAUUAUAUCCCAGUCGACAUGAAGUACAUUGGGGUGGAUAACACUACACCGGCGAACGCUGAAGUAUUCGUGCCCGUAUCCGCCCCAAGCGGAUUGAUCUCCGCCACGAUCUCUCGCAAAUAGGUGACAUCAAAUUGCGUCACACGCUAAAUUGCCAGCAUUGUCUUGACGACGGGGAAGGUCAAUUUGUUUAGGUUUUCGAACUUUUGCUUUGAAUAUUUUGGAGACAAGGGGAUGGAGAAUACAAGGGAUGUGGAGGAAGGUAGUGGAAUGGUCGAACAGAAUAAUAUAAUGACAGUUAGGAGAAAUGUAUGUAAAGAGAUUUGAUAUUAAGUAAGUGAAAAGCAGUGUGGACCGAUAAGGUAUAU
Molecule: messenger RNA, 1306 nt
Organism: Suillus bovinus
Lineage: Eukaryota; Fungi; Basidiomycota; Agaricomycetes; Boletales; Suillaceae
Exons: 9
Coding region: 105-1061 (318 amino acids)
Biological process (GO): urate catabolic process; purine nucleobase catabolic process
Cellular component (GO): peroxisome
Molecular function (GO): urate oxidase activity
Source: RefSeq, a predicted model, not a curated record